CUUUCCCUUUACCUUCUGAUCAGUCAGCAACUGUGUGUGUGUGUGCAGGUGUGAGCUGACACCUGCAAGAUCUCAGAACUGGGCCCAACAUGCAGCCAGGACAGUUGUUUCCUCUACAAUAAGGAUCAACUAUCCAACCAUUUGCGUCUCCAUAUGGGCCUGCCCAACCUGGUGAAUGGCCAUGACCACCUGUAACUUCAGUUGAAAACUCAAAGAUUUUGGUUGACUAUCUAGAGACCUUCUAAUACAUAUCUGUUUGACUGUGUUUACAUCCUCACCGGUUCUGCAGAAAACAUCUCUUCAACAUGGUGGAGUACUAUGAAGCCCUGGGACUUCCCAAGACUGCUUCCUUAGAUGAUAUUAAAAAAGCGUACAGGAAGAAAGCUCUCAAGUGGCACCCAGAUAAAAAUCCAGAAAACAAACAAUUUGCAGAACAGAGAUUCAAGGAGAUUGCAGAAGCCUAUGAAGUACUUUCAGAUAAGAACAAACGUGAUGUCUAUGACCUCUAUGGUAAGGAUGGACUCAUGGGAAGAGGUAGGCCAGGAGGAUCUGCUGGGAGCAAUAUUAGUUCUGAAUAUAUGUUCCAUUUCCGCAGUGCCCAUGAUGUCUUUCGGGAAUUUUUUGGGGGAAGGGAUCCUUUUUUUGGAGAUCCUAUGGCUUUCACUAGCUGCGUUGGAGGAAAAGGAUUCAGUUUUUAUUCUUCCUCAACUAACUUCUUCAAUGGCAAACAAAUCACUACCAAAAGAAUUAUUAAGGACGGACAGGAGCGAGUGGAAGUUGAAGAAAAUGGACAACUUAAAUCUGUUGUUGUUAAUGGUGUGCCAGCUGACAGAACACCUAUGAGGGAAACUGGAGGGCAUUUUAUUCGUAGUAAGCCCACCAGGUACAGGUCCUUACCUCAGUUUACUUACGACGAAUAUGACUCUGAUCCUAACCGUAAGGUUCUUAAGGUGAGGCGCAUCUUCCCUAUUAAAAAUACAAACAACACAGUGGGAGGCGAAUCUCCUGAAGAGGACAGUAAUUCUCACACGGACAGUGAGUCUCACCAAGACGAUGAGUUCCAGUCUGAGGAUGAUGAAUCCCAUAUUGAUGAAUUCUAGCAGUAACCUGCAUAUAAAUCAGAUCUCAUAUGCUGGCGGUAAGUCAGGAGGAACAUAUUGUGCGCCUGAUGUGAAUACUAUGAAGACCCAGAUGAGAAGAAUUAAUCAACCAGUAGAUACCACAUGGACCCUAGGUGAAAAUAGGCACCAGUGUACUGGGGGAGACUGGCUAGCAAGAAGAUGGUCCUUAAAAGAGGGAGGGAAAGAAGAAGAAGAGGAGGAGGAGGAGGAGAAUACUGAAGGAUUAAUGAAACCCUUAAUCAGAGAAAAGAGUUCUUUGCCAAAAGGAACAGGAUCACCCUCACAUGUAACAAAUCAACUCCACUAUGGCUGAUGAAGAUUCUUGGGCAAAAUCAAGUUCCUCUAAGUUUACUUAGCUACCAGUAUAGGGAGAAAUUAUGGGAUCCAUUAGGAAGGAGACAAGCAAAGGGCAAUGGGCUGUUUAAUAAAGGUUGGGAACAGUGA
Pantherophis guttatus is the source of this 1565-nucleotide messenger RNA. Its product is annotated as dnaJ homolog subfamily B member 6-like. NCBI's taxonomy places the organism in Eukaryota, Metazoa, Chordata, Lepidosauria, Squamata, Colubridae. Gene Ontology annotation, cellular component: cytosol; endoplasmic reticulum membrane. The record is from RefSeq and is a predicted model, not a curated record. Gene Ontology annotation, biological process: positive regulation of proteasomal ubiquitin-dependent protein catabolic process; protein refolding; ERAD pathway. Gene Ontology annotation, molecular function: ATPase activator activity; Hsp70 protein binding.